GCUGAAAGCAUGUUUUAGGCCGGCCAGACCUUCUCAGUUCUCAACCUUCCAAGUUCUCAAGUCGACGGCCAACCCGUCGGAAGUUGGAUCUUGCUUUUGGAUGAAUUGGAUUUAAUGGAAAGAAUGAAUGCUGUAUUUUUCACCUUUCAUCUGGUCAUUUUAGUUGGAACGGCCUGGGCCUCCACUGAUGAAACUAGACUGGUAAAAACCCUUUUCACUGGUUACAACAAGGCCGUCCGUCCUGUCAGUCACUUCAAGGAUCCGGUGGUUGUGACCGUGGGCCUUCAGCUCAUCCAGCUCAUCAGUGUGGAUGAGGUCAACCAGAUUGUCAGCAGCAACGUACGACUGAAGCAGCAAUGGAAGGACGUGAACCUGCAGUGGAACCCAGACGAUUAUGGUGGCAUCAAAAAGAUCAGAGUUCCCUCUGGUGACAUUUGGCGUCCUGAUCUGGUUCUCUACAACAAUGCUGACGGCGACUUCGCCAUCGUUCACGAGACCAAAGUGCUGCUGGAGCACACGGGGCUGAUCACGUGGAACCCGCCCGCCAUCUUCAAGAGCUACUGUGAAAUCAUAGUGCUGCAUUUCCCCUUUGACCUCCAGAACUGCAGCAUGAAGCUCGGCACUUGGACGUAUGACGGGAAGCUGGUUGUCAUCAACCCAGACAGCGAUCGCCCCGAUCUGAGUCACUUCAUGGAGAGUGGCGAGUGGGUGAUGAAAGACUUCCGUGGCUGGAAGCACUGGGUGUACUACGCCUGCUGCCCGGACACCCCCUACCUGGACAUCACCUACCACUUCCUCAUGCUGCGGCUCCCGCUCUACUUCAUCGUCAACGUCAUCAUUCCCUGCAUGCUCUUCUCCUUCCUGACCGGCCUGGUCUUCUACCUUCCCACAGACUCCGGUGAGAAGAUGACUCUGAGCAUCUCCGUCUUGCUGUCCCUGACUGUGUUCCUGCUGGUCAUCGUGGAGCUGAUCCCCUCCACCUCCAGUGCUGUGCCCCUCAUAGGGAAGUACAUGCUCUUCACCAUGGUGUUCGUCAUCGCCUCCAUCAUCAUCACAGUCAUCGUCAUCAACACCCACCACCGCUCCCCCAGCACCCACACCAUGCCCGAGUGGGUCCGCAAGGUUUUUAUUGAAACCAUUCCCAACAUCAUGUUCUUCUCAACAAUGAAACGUCCGGGAAAAGAAAAGCAGACCAAAAACAUCUACGGUGCCGACUUCGACAUCUCAGAUAUCUCUGGAAACCAGACUUCUGCCAUUCCUUACCAGUCACCGAUGACCAAGAAUCCCGAUGUCCGCAGCGCCAUCGAAGGAGUCAAGUACAUCGCAGAAACUAUGAAAUCGGACGAAGAAUCCAACAAUGCCGCUGAAGAGUGGAAGUUUGUGGCCAUGGUGCUGGAUCACAUCCUCCUCUGUGUCUUCAUGGCUGUGUGUCUAAUUGGGACAUUAGGCGUGUUUGCAGGCCGUCUUAUUGAGCUAAGCAUGCUUUAAAAAGCUACAAUAUUGACUGGUUUGACUGGUGUUUCUUGUUCAGUUUUUGGUUUUGAGGUUAUUGGACAGGCUCUGCAGCAUUUACAAUCAUCAAACCAUCUCUGCUUGUUUGCUUUUUUAACUGGAUGAUUUUUUUUUUUUCUGUUUCUUUUGCGUAUAGGUUUAUCUUUAUGAAAAUGUUUGGUGUUGUGUGUGCUGCAUAUUUUUGAAGCAGUUAUAUUUUCUGUGGUUGGAUGCAGAAACAUCUGUGGGAUCAAGAUAUUUUAUCAAGUCAAUAGAAAUAUGCCGUUUAGAUAAUACUGUGCAAGUUUAUUUUACAUGUCUGUAGGGCACAAGUACUCAGUUACUGAUUUGACUUAAGUUCAGUCUUAAGUGAGUAGAAAACCUUCUGAUCUCUGAAGUCGCAUGUAAGUCACGCAAACUGAGCACUUAUGUAGCGGGCUGUCAUAUGUUGUUAAACAUUGUUGUGUAAGAGAAUGUGUCAGCGAUUCUUCAAGCAGCUGACAGGUACCACAACCACCUUCUUUAGAUCUCAGUUAUGAGAAGAGUCAUUAAAAUUAUAGCAGAACAGAUGUACUUUUUACUGGGCGGCAGAAACGCUGAUGGUUGGUACUGACACUCAUCAUAUAGGCCGAACUCUAAUCAGCGCAGCUUCAGUUAUGUACAGGGUGGGGCAGCUUUUGUUGUCUCACUCAACAAAAAAUGCCCCAACUGCUAUCAACUGCAAACUUACCGGUCUGCUCUGUAACUCACCUGAAAAAACAAAAGAAACAGUUAUUUCUGUAGAAAUUAUAAGUCUUUACUUUUGUUCCUCUUUUUGUCUCCCACCCUGAACACAUUCUGAUUUUUGUGUUAUUGUUGUUGGGUUUUUUUUGGGAGGGCUAACAUUUGUAUCAGAGUUCCAGCGACACAGGAAUCCAUAUGAAAAUAGUUACAUCAACUUUCUGCUUGUACUUUUAAUUAUUUUGUUUGUUUUUCUUUUAUGGCUCUCACAGCACCAUUACAAUUUAUAUUAUGUUCUGCCCCCCAUGUAAACUCAUUUGGAAUUCAAAUACAUAAGCAAAUACCCCACAGGUUGUGCUUCAUCUUCCUGUUUGCCUGUUUGAUCUGGUUACAGUGUGAAAACAGGUUUUGAUUAAUAUUGGCCAAAAUGUACCUCUGAUACAGAAAACAGUUUAUGCAAUAAUAUUGUUUUAUAGAGUGAUUAAGGUGAAU
Molecule: messenger RNA, 2703 nt
Organism: Salarias fasciatus (jewelled blenny)
Lineage: Eukaryota; Metazoa; Chordata; Actinopteri; Blenniiformes; Blenniidae
Product: acetylcholine receptor subunit alpha
Exons: 9
Coding region: 115-1488 (457 amino acids)
Biological process (GO): monoatomic ion transmembrane transport
Cellular component (GO): postsynaptic membrane
Molecular function (GO): transmembrane signaling receptor activity; acetylcholine-gated monoatomic cation-selective channel activity
Source: RefSeq, a predicted model, not a curated record